This is a messenger RNA of Morchella importuna, 1338 nucleotides long. RefSeq lists its product as uncharacterized. The transcript is spliced from 4 exons. The record is from RefSeq and is a predicted model, not a curated record. Gene Ontology annotation, biological process: DNA damage response. Lineage: Eukaryota; Fungi; Ascomycota; Pezizomycetes; Pezizales; Morchellaceae. Gene Ontology annotation, molecular function: single-stranded DNA binding. The coding region runs from base 1 to 1338 and encodes 445 amino acids.
AUGUGCGGAAGAUACGCGCUCGCCUACCCACCCGCGGACCUCGCGCAGCGCCUGAUCCAGGACGGCCUCCCCGUGGACGAGGAGCCGCUCGCGCGCGAGGUGCGCAGCGGGUACAAUGUUGCGCCGGGGAGCCAUCAGCCUGUGUAUCGUGCGCUCCCCGAGGAGGGGAGGUGGAUGGUGCGGGGGAGAAGAGGGGUGAGAAGGGAGGGGGGGGACGAGGUAUGGGUUGACGGCGAUGCGGUGGGCCUAAUCCCCUCCUGGUCCUGGCCCAUCACCACCACCACCUCCACAAACACCACCCCCACGCCCCCCACUCCCAUCCUCACAACCAUCAACUGCCGCGACACCACCCUCCGCCACUCCAUCGGCCUCUGGAGCACCCUCAAGCACACCCAGCGCUGCCUCAUCCCCGCGCAGGGCUUCUACGAAUGGCAGAAACCCACCUCCGGGCAGCAGCGCCUCCCGCACUACAUCCAGCGGCGCGACCGGCGCCUCGUGUACUUUGCCGGCCUCUGGGAGUCCUACACCCCCCCCGGUGGUGGUGGCACGCCGUACUACUCAUACACGAUCGUGACGACGGCGGCGGCGCCGGCGAUGCGCUUCCUGCAUGAGCGCAUGCCGGUGGUGGUGGAGGCGGGGUCGGAGGAGAUGCGGCUGUGGCUGGCGCCGGGGGAGAGGUGGGGGGAGGGGCUGCAGGGCGUGUGUGUGCCGUGGGGCGGGGAGUUGGAGGUGUAUAGGGUGGCCAUGGAGGUUGGGAAUGUGAAGAGGGAUGAGAGCUGGAAGGGGAAGGGGAAGGGGAAGGAGGAGGAGGAGGCUGACGAGGGUGAAGCUACGGAGGGUGCUUUGGUGGUAGGGGAGAAGGUGGAGAAGGAUUCGGAUAUGAAGGCUGGGGAAGAGGGUAAGCACCUCAUGCCCAAGAACGACCUGGAAGACACCAAGGAUAUCAAUAUUAAGCAAGAGGCGGACCUCAAAACUGAAAUCCCCAUCGACGACGACGGAUGGGAGACCUGGCCAGAGGCCUUUAAAACCGAGCACAACCCCGAAGAAGAAUGGGAAACCUGGCCAGAAGAGGAAUUCAAAGACGAAGCCUCCAGUGCCACUAAUCCCCCAGAGCCCGCCUCAGGCACCCUCAAAAACAACGCCCCAAACACCACCACCACCACCACCACCACCACAGCAGCGCUCAAGCGGGAAUACGAUGCCAGUGAUGUCUUGUCGCCGCCGGCAAAGGUGGCAAAGACGGGUGAGACGCCGCCGUGGGUGAGGUCUGCCACGAGUAAUGCUGCGAACCGGAGGGUGGUGGUGGUGGUGCUGGUAGGAGGAUGGGGAAGGGCGUGA